Messenger RNA from Humulus lupulus (European hop), 1083 nucleotides. RefSeq lists its product as uncharacterized. The transcript has a single exon. Bases 1 to 1083 code for a protein of 360 amino acids. Lineage: Eukaryota; Viridiplantae; Streptophyta; Magnoliopsida; Rosales; Cannabaceae. The record is from RefSeq and is a predicted model, not a curated record.
AUGAGACCUACAAAGUGGAAAGAGGCUGACUGUGGUGAAAUUCUUAAAAAAAUUAAGCUUAGGCUUCACACUUGGAGGAGUAGACAUUUAUCAUAUGCUGGUAGGAUUCAGCUCAUUUCCUCAGUUCUCUUGGGGCUACGAAACUAUUGGAUGAAUAUUUUCUUAUUGCCUCAGAGUAUAAUCAAAGAAGUAGACAAACUUUGUAUCUGGUUUCUUUGGGGUAAUAAUGGUACCAGGAGUAACUUUCAUCUCACUUCCUUGUCUACUGUUUGUUUGCCUAAAUCUUUUGGAGGAUUGGGUUUUGGUGAAGGUUCUAAAUGGAACAAGGCUAUGCUAGGUAAAUACAUCUGGGCAAUUAGUCAUCAGCAGGAGUCUUUAUGGGUGAAAUGGAUUCAUUCUGUGUACUUAAAGGGACAAACCUUUUGGCUCUACCAACUUAAGGCUGAUACAAGUUGGUAUUGGCGAAAAAUCUGUCUGUUGCGUAAUAAUUUUACACAAGAGGAUAUUCAUAAAGCAGGUAGUCAAGGGAGGUUUAAAAUUGGGCAGUUAUAUGCAAGUUUUAUUCACCAAACACCUGUCAAAUACCAGCAGUUUGUGUGGAGCAGAAUGAGUGUUCCCAAGCAUAGGUUCAUCACUUGGCAAGCUGUGAAUUCUAAGCUGUUAACUAGGGAUCAUUUACUUCGAGUUUUUAUGCUUCUUGAUUCUACACUUUGCCCGGUCUAUGAACAAGUUGAUGAGAGCCAUAACCAUUUGUUUUUUGACUGCUAUUUCUCCCAGCAGGUUGUUCAUCAUUUUCAGGUUUGGAUAAACUGUAUAUGGCCUUUAUGUUUCUCUGAUUGGACCAGGUGGAUUAAAGACAUGAGGAAGGGGGUUCGUGCCUCUAUAGUGGCGGCUGUAUUUUCAGCUACUGUUUAUUAUCUUUGGCAUAAUAGGAACACUUGUUUUGUCCAUAAUUACUCACUUAGUGUCAAAGUUGUCGUUGAUAUGAUCAAAAAAGAUAUCAUGUAUAGACUUAGUUGUUUUUCUCAUAAGAAACUAAAAGGCAUUGAGCUUUUUUAUUUGAGAAACGUGGGUUCCAUGUAA